Fulvia fulva is the source of this 849-nucleotide messenger RNA. RefSeq lists its product as uncharacterized. Lineage: Eukaryota; Fungi; Ascomycota; Dothideomycetes; Mycosphaerellales; Mycosphaerellaceae. The coding region runs from base 1 to 849 and encodes 282 amino acids. The record is from RefSeq and is a predicted model, not a curated record. The transcript is spliced from 3 exons.
AUGUCCACCCUUCCACGUAACGGAGUGAAUGGAGACAUUCAAACGCCGAUACCCACAGACGGUGUACUCACGCUUACAGAGACACCCGGUGCACUACUUACUGAAGCGAGCACAACUGGCAGAGCGCACUCCCUCACCAGACUUACCGACUCCCUCCCUAGCACUCGCCGCUUUUAUCGCCGCGAAAAGACUCGAAGCAUCUCAAGCGCCUCCAGCACCGCAUCCUCCGCAAUCUCCGCGACCUCCACAAACAUCGCAAGCCCUUCGCGGUCCUCAGACGAAUUAAACUCGGCCAUACCACUCUCGAUCACUAUACGUAACGUUGAUGGCCCUCCCACUGGCACAUACCUCGACGGCUGGCCCCCUGUCAACAUCCAGCCACCUCUCGACAUCGACAUCGGCUUUGUAGAGAUCUGCGUCUUCUUUACGGCCUGGCUCCAGAUUCAGGAACUUCUCAUCCGCCUUAUGCGUAACGCUGUCACGCAGAAGAUGUUGGCCAAGCUAGUCUUGAGCGCCGUGGGCAAUCUGGACAAGAAGAACCUCAAGAAGUGCUACGACAAGAUCACUCGAAGGAUAUCUCUUUGCGGCAAAGCGCACUUCAAUGUCGACAGUUGGGAUAUCUCGACUGCAAGAGCCGCCGGGAGAACAGAGGACAUGACAGCCAACUUAUGGACCAACCCUUCUGACAUGGAGUGGGCGCAUGCGAAAUUCUCUGAGGUCUAUAGCCCAGUGUCCGAGGAAAGCUGGCCUACUGGUAUCAACCGUGGUGGCUUGCUUACGCAGUGCAUUGAAUGGGCACGAGAUCAUCAAGACGAGUUUCCGACCCUCGACACAUCCAACUUCGGCUAG